This is a messenger RNA of Chelonus insularis, 3121 nucleotides long. Its product is annotated as MATH and LRR domain-containing protein PFE0570w-like. The record is from RefSeq and is a predicted model, not a curated record. The coding region runs from base 1391 to 3010 and encodes 539 amino acids. The transcript is spliced from 6 exons. Lineage: Eukaryota; Metazoa; Arthropoda; Insecta; Hymenoptera; Braconidae.
GAUGUUUUUCUUUUAGAAAACAGUCUAUACAUUUUCUGAUGUAGAAACACUAGAAACUUUAUCACAAUCUUUAUCUAUUUUUAUUGGACUUUUUUAAAGCAGUCGCGUGUAGUGAAAUAUUAAUCGAUAUGGUAUAGUAAAUACACACAUCAACAUAUGUAACACGAAGGAGGCUCGACACGAGUUUGAACCAGACUGGCCGUUAUGGAAAAAGAGAAGAUGCAAGGCUUCUUUAGGUUUAGUGUAUGGAAUGAAGCAGACUCGAUGCUUGUUUUUGUGUGUAAAUGUGUUCUUGGAAUCAUGUGGGACUGAUGUUGUAUGGGUUAUAUUAGUGAUGUGAUCGACCAAAGGCGUAAGAUCACUCCAAAUUUCGAGUAAAAAUUAGAAUCCGAAGCAACUGGCGUACCUGGUGACACUAGUAGGGUAUAUGGAUGGCCGUUCAACUUUUAGCAUUCAGAUAGCAAUUAUUCCCCCUCCAUUGAAUUAUUUCCACUAAUAAUAUGUCCUCGGACUUUUGUAUUUUACGUAAGCGGAAAUACAUGAUUUUUUAUUUUAUACACUUAUUCAAUUUAUACAAAAGCAAAAUUAUGGAAAAAUGAUGUCUAGUGAAUAUUAAAUGACCUCUUGAAUUUAAAUAGCAAUAAAAGUAGUUACAUUGAAAACAAGUCAUAUUUAUUUACAAUCAAUCUGAUUAGAAUUAUAAAAACUUUAUAGUUGAAUUAAAACUAGAUGAUAAAAAUCGUCAGGUGAAAUUAAUAAAAUUAUUGCAUAACAAUAUCGCACUUCUAAACAAUGGAAACAAAACUUAAUUCAUGAGCACCAAGAGAAAAUAGUCAUCGACUUUGACUAUGUGACUAAAGAUAAUUAUAAAGUGUAUCAUCGAACCUCAAUGAUGAGAUACAAAUGUUACUGAUUUGAAUAAAAAAUAAUGACAUUAAUGAUUUCUGAGUUAUUUUAAUGUUUUAAAAAUUAUACAAAUUAUGACGAAUAACUGUAAUUUGCCACACUUAAUUUCAUGGACAUAAUUAUGUUUACAUUCAAAAGCCGCUUUGUAGUUUACCAAAAUAAUAGUCUCCUAACUUAUAUUACAUAAUAGUAAUUUAACAUUAGUAGUUUAUUACGAUUCGUUGAAUUUAUAUUGCUAUUAUUCUUCAAUUCAGCUUAUGUGAAAUCAAUGGAAAUGAAAUAUUCAGAGCAUUGCAUAAUUAGCAUUAGAAUACUGAAUAAUUACGCUCCAAAAUAUACGUAAUUACUCUAAUGUUGAUAUUCAUAUUUUAAAAAAAUGUCACUUGUACUUUCAAUCGACUAUAAAAGGAUCUAAUUAUAGUGCUGAUAGAGUUUGGCUAGUUGGUGAAUUGGAUUGAAUAAAGAAUAUAAGAAUCAAAAGGUCAUGAGAUUUGCAUCCAUUUCGUUUGUAUUUUUAUUCAUUUGGUGCACGACUGGUGUUGUUGAAUCACAUUCAGUGAUGACGCACGCCUCUUUGGACGUUGGCAAUAUAAUAUCUGUAGUCAUACCUGAGAAUUCUCCAACAAAUAUAAAUGUAGACCAAUUAACUUUGGACUUCAGGCGACAACUUGAACGAAUUAAGCAAAAUCAACUACUCAAAUCAGAUUAUAAAUCAGUUUCUUUAAAAAAUAAAUUGUCUGAUAUCUCUAACAACAGAGAUCAAAAAGGUUUUUUAACAAAAACAUAUCAAGGUAAAAUUAAUUAUUAUUUACCACAAAAGUUUAGAUCUAAAACUAAUCUACGUAAUUUGAAAAAAAAAUUUCGAGGUUAUAGAAGGUAUCCAUUAUCUUAUGAUCAAAAGAAGAAGUUAGAACAUUAUAAUAACGCAAUAAUUAACAGAGAUCAACGAAUAAAACAUGAAAAGCAUGGAAAAAAUUCUCAAACUAAUCCGAUCCGUCGUGAUUUUUAUCAAUUCCAUAAAUUUGAUAAUGCUGUAGAUGAUGACAACUAUCAAGAAAAAUCCUCUGGAGAUGAUAAAAAUAUCUCCAAAGAUUGGAAUCCAGAAGAAGCUGUUGAAAACUCUAUAAAUAAAAUAAAUCAAGUUGAAGUUCCUUCAGAUACUUAUAAAAAUACUGAACAACGAGUGAUUCAAUUGAGUGAACCACGUGUUGAGUCAUCUUGCUCGGUAGUAAAUAAAGCGAAUAGAGUGGGAAAUACAAGAGACGUCACUGCAAAUGAAUUUGAAAAGAAUGGUGCUGUUACCAAUGAUUGUACUGAAGAAAUCGAUGUUGAUGGUCAAGUGAUUUCAUCUUGCUAUAAUGACAGCAUUGUAAAUUAUGUAGAACCUACUAAGAGUUCCAAUAAAGAAGAGAUUAAUUAUGGAAGCAAAGAUAAAAAUUAUGAAAUAAUAAAUAACGGAAAUGUUAAUGAAACAAUGAAUAAUAAUGAUGACGAUAAAGUUAAGCAAGAAAUAUUUCCAAUAAAUAUUCAAGUUGAAGACUUUAAAGAGGUAGAACAGAUAAUACAAAACCCAGAAGACAUAAUAGAUCGUUUUAAUUCAACUGACACUGAUAACGAUAUAAAAAUAGAUGGUGAGGAUAAUACAAAUACUUAUGUUGCAAUAAAUGAUAAUUUACAGAAUGCUGCUUUAUUGACUUCAAUCAAUCGAGAAAAUAAACAUUCAAGUAAUAUGGAUAAUUCCAAAGGUCUUACAAACUCUCUGUAUGAAUAUGUUGAUAAAAAUCGUAAUGUAAUUGAAGAUCAAGAACCAGUGGCUAUUGCUUCUGAGAGGAUUUCUUAUCAUAAUGGUAUGCAAAAAAUUCAGAAAACAAAACCUGAUAAUGCACAUGUUAAUAUUGAUAAUGAAAAUUUUGAAAUAAGAAUUCGAAGGUCAGUUAAUGACAAUGUUUUAUUAAAAAAAUCGACAAAAGCUCAUAUUCCAAAACCUGAUGUGAAAAAAUGGAAAUCUAAAGCUAAAGAAAAAGUUAAAUGGGUUCCCAUGAAGACAUCUAUGAAGUCUAAAAAUUCAUGGAAGUUAUAUCCUAACGUGAAAUCUAUUAAUUAAUUAAAAUUAUUAAUUAAAAGUAUAUAUAUAUAACUAUUUUGCUUGCGUAUGUUAUAUAAUGAUUACUUAGCUAAUUUAGUUGAUAAAAUUAUUUGAUGCUUGUAUUUUUAA